This is a messenger RNA of Trichobilharzia regenti, 1418 nucleotides long. Lineage: Eukaryota; Metazoa; Platyhelminthes; Trematoda; Strigeidida; Schistosomatidae. The record is from the annotation of a GenBank genome assembly.
CAGAAAUGAGACUCGCCUGUUGUGUAAACAAUUCGCUUAGUCAGAGCGGGAGGGUUUUGUCAUAUUCUUUCUUCGCAUUUGAAGUUCUUUUGUAUAUUUACAAGUAUUAUAACUUUGAUUUUGGAUCAGGUGCCUUCGUAGAAGAGCUACUCAUUCUAUUAGGCUGGUCAGUUUCAGACUUAGGAAAGUACUUUUUCUGCUGUUUAUUUUCUGAUUCUGCUUGUUUCUCUAAGUCAGCCUGCAUUUCUGGCCUAUUCUUUUACGUACCAUCUGUCUUAGGGGUAAUUUUCUUCCUUUUUUGGCAGUCUUUCGUACUUCGCCUCGAAAUAAUAACUUGCAUUGCUAUCUUGUGUUUUAACUGUUUGCAUUUGCUAACAUACCUUCUACUUAUUGCUAGUAAACAUAAAUCUAAACUGUUGUAACCUUGAAUACUUUUCAGAGUGAUUCAUCUUCCAACUAUGUCCUCACUAUGUAUGUUUUCACAACCCAGUGUUGAUUGUGAUCAGUUUUCUUCUUAUACUUUAGUUUUGGCGUGUGUCGGUGUGGGUAAUGUAGCUCAGCUGUCAUGUGAUCUGUUAAUUCACAACCUAAAGUGUGAUUUUGUCAGUAGUCUGAACUUUAAGUACUGUCCAUCUGUCAUCGGUCUGGAUUUCAAUGGACACAUAAAUUCAGAAUCCAAUUUAAUGACGUCUUCAGAGCUCUACGCUAAUCCUACACUCAAACUGGCCGUUUUACAAGUUCGGGCUCCUCCAUUCUCUGGUUGUAAGUGGAAGUAUGUCAAAGAACUAAUUCUUUUUCUGAAAAGUGUCAAGUUCAAGACUGUCGUCUUGUUGUCCAGUAGUUUUGCUACUGUACUUAAGGAUAAAGAACUAAGUGCCGCACCACUGCAGUACACUGUCUCUACCUCAUUCAGUGCAACCGAUCGCAAAACUCUUGAAGAAUUGGGUUGGCACCCCCUCAGAAUACACGAUGAACAACUAGAUUACGAACUGUCUACUGUGAGUCACCUACCGGGCUGUGGAGUUGCCAAUUCUUUAUUUGAAAAAUUGAAUAAGUGUUGCGAUACACCUGUAUGUUUGCUGAAUUUUUUCACAUCUGAAGGCGACAACAGUGGUGAUGCACUUUACGUUGUGUGUUAUUUAGACAAUUGGUUGCAGCUUACUGCACAAUUGAGUGGUAACAAGACAAGUUUUCGUUGGACUCCCCCACCCUCCUGGAACUUUUUAUUUGGAGACGAUCCUAUUAACGCUUUAUACUAACUUUUUAUACAUUUUCAAUUAUAUUUUUUUGAAUAAAUAACCACCGUUACUUCUGUUGAGCCAUUUCAGGAUAAUAAAGCGAUUUUACUGAUUACUAUUUUUAUGUUUUAUUUUCAUACAUCCAUACAAGUGAUCAUCUCUAUGUACAUUUUCCAUGUU